AUGAAGAGGCGUUUGUAUCGAGGUGGCUUUCCCACCCACCCCACACCCUGUGCGUCUGCACGGCUUCUGCAUGGCCUCUACAUAUCCCCACCCCCAUACAACCCACCACCCUCCCAACUCUUGCAGAAUGAGAUGAUAGUGCUGGGGCGGCUGUCCCACUCCCAUGGCUACUGCAUGGAUCGCAUCCAACCCACCCAUCUUCCCAACUCCACUCCUCCAACCCUUCUCAAUCCCUCUCAUGCAGAAAGAGCUCUCUCCACUCAGCUCUCUCCCCUCUCUGCUCGUGUGCGAGUUCGUGACGGGGGGCUGCUUGCACCUCUCUGCUCUCACCCUCCUCUCUGCGUUUCUGCUCUCUCUACCUUUCCUGCUGCCCUCCCUCUCUGCCUGCCCUCUACUCCCGUUUCCCCAACGUCCCGCCUUCCCAUUCCUCAAUACAGGCUCUAUGACCCCUCUUUCCCCGCCUCCCGCCCUCCCUCCACCCACCAGGUGCGAGCGGAGAGCUCUUCUUCAGCUGGAACAUGCGCUUCCCUCCCACUCAGUGCGAGCGGAGAGCUGUUCUUCAGCUGGAACAUGCGACUCAAGGUGGCGGUGCAGGUGGCAGAGGCGCUGGCGUACAUGCACGGACUCAACUUCAUUCACCGCGACCUGAAAGCGGCUAACGUGCUGCUGUCACCGGACUACGAUGCGAAGCUGACAGACUUUGGGAUGGUGCGAGUGGGGCCGGAGGGGCAGCUGGAGUCGAUUGUGUCAACUCGCAUCAUGGGCACAGAGGGGUACAUCGACCCCACUUACAUGGAGACAGGUCACCUGGGAGCCAAGAGCGACGUCUACUCCUUUGGUGUUCUCCUGCUAGAGCUGGUAACCGGCAGGAGAGUGGUGGACGAGGGGAGCAAGAUGGUCACCGAGUGCAGAACUCGCCUCUCCGAUCUCUCACUUAAAGCCGCAGAAUAUGUCGAUCCCCAUCUUGGUAACCAGUACCCGGAGCUGGGCGCCCGAACCUUGGCGACUCUGGCUCGGCAUUGCGUGGCAGAGGCUCGGUCGAGCCGGCCGGACAUUGGGAGCGUAUUGGAAAAGCUGAAGUUAUUGGUUGAGGCGUGUGCAAAUGCUGAAGCGAAAGCGGCAGCUAAAGCUGCAGCGUUGGAGGCAGGGGAAUCAGGGUCGGCUGAAAGGGGGGAUACGGAGGUGAAUGGGGGUGAAGAGGGGUCGUCAGCAGCUGUGGCACCAGUACAGGUUACUGGUUGA
Closterium sp. Naga37s-1 is the source of this 1242-nucleotide messenger RNA. NCBI's taxonomy places the organism in Eukaryota, Viridiplantae, Streptophyta, Zygnematophyceae, Desmidiales, Closteriaceae. The record is from the annotation of a GenBank genome assembly.